ACCGUCACUGUCACUUUCAGUGUUGUUUUCACAUGUGAGUCCAACAUGGCGAGACUUCUGAGACCCAGCGUCCGGACCUUCAUCAGCUCUCAGCUCAGGAUGUCGUCAGACCAGCUGGGUGAGCUGGGCAAAGGUGCCGGAAAAGGUGGUGGAGGUGGAGGGUCCAUCAGAGAGGCUGGUGGAGCCAUGGGGAAAAAGCAGGCUGCUGAGGAGGAGAUGUACUUCAAGCGUAAAGAGAGGGAGCAGCUGGCCGCGUUGAGGCAGCACCACCAGGAAGAAAUUGACCACCACAAAAAGGAGAUCGAAAGACUGCAGUGUGAUAUCGACCGUCACAAGGGAAAGAUCAGGAAGCUGAAGCACGACGACUGACUUCCCCCUCGCUGACAGAGACACCUUAAGAAAUAACUGUUUGCUGCAUGCGCCGUCUCACCGGGCCUGACAUGAAUGUUCUGUUAAUGCUUGAAAGUUAUUGAAGCUGGUCAUUAAAUGAUUACUGUUUCAAUUGCACGUUGAGAUUUGAGUUGUAUUCCUUGGGAAACCUUAACACUGAAGCACUUCAUACGGCUACAUCAAUGCAUCUUGUGUGCUGUUUAAAUAAAUUUGAAAUGUAAACGUCA
Messenger RNA from Limanda limanda (common dab), 617 nucleotides. It is a transcript of the gene atp5if1b, whose product is annotated as ATP synthase inhibitory factor subunit 1b. The transcript is spliced from 3 exons. The record is from RefSeq and is a predicted model, not a curated record. NCBI's taxonomy places the organism in Eukaryota, Metazoa, Chordata, Actinopteri, Pleuronectiformes, Pleuronectidae. Bases 46 to 369 code for a protein of 107 amino acids. Gene Ontology annotation, molecular function: ATPase inhibitor activity. Gene Ontology annotation, cellular component: mitochondrion. Gene Ontology annotation, biological process: negative regulation of ATP-dependent activity.